Molecule: messenger RNA, 819 nt
Organism: Besnoitia besnoiti
Lineage: Eukaryota; Apicomplexa; Conoidasida; Eucoccidiorida; Sarcocystidae
Product: enoyl-CoA hydratase/isomerase family protein
Exons: 8
Coding region: 1-819 (272 amino acids)
Biological process (GO): fatty acid beta-oxidation
Molecular function (GO): enoyl-CoA hydratase activity
Source: RefSeq, a predicted model, not a curated record
AUGGGACAGGACGAACACACGGGGAGACCGGCAACGACGUUCAAAUAUUUGAUCAUCGAGAAUCCCGUCAAUGCCCCUGGUGUCACUGUGAUAAAACUCAAUAGACCCGACUCCCUGAACGCCCUGUGCCGAGGUCUCUGCGACGAGCUUGUCGAUCUUCUGAAACGGCUCGACACAGAUGACAACGUCAGGUGCGUCGUCCUCACUGGAGCAGGCGGUAAGGCCUUCGCAGCUGGUGCUGAUAUCAAGGAACUGGCAGAGCUUGACGGUACCGAAGCUGAUGCGCCACACCUACUGGACAAAUGGUCCCAAAUCUCACUAUUUCGGAAACCGAUUGUCUGCGCGGUGAAUGGAUACGCGCUAGGAGGAGGAUGUGAACUUGCCAUGAUGUGCGACAUUGUUAUUGCUAGCACCCAAGCGAUUUUUGGCCAGCCGGAAGUGCAGAUCGGGACAAUACCGGGAAUGGGCGGUUCUCAGCGCCUCCCUCGCGCAGUUGGAAAGAGCCUGGCCAUGGAGAUGAUACUCACAGGUGGAGCCAUUGACGCCGAAAGAGCGGUCCAGGCCGGCCUAGCGAGCCGGGUGGUCGCUCCAGCAGCGUUGGAACACGAGGCUAUCAAGAUUGCAUCCUCCAUUUCGAAGCUCUCUCUACCCAUCGUUAUUCAAGCCAAGAGAUGCGUCCGCCGAGCUUACGAGUUGCCAUUGGAGGACGGACUUUUCUUCGAAAGGCGCACCUUUCAGCAGGCUUUUGCAUACGAAGAUCGAAAGGAGGGGAUGGACGCAUUCGUGCAAAAACGUGCUCCUCAGUGGCAGGACAAAUGA